AUGGCGGCCGCGCCGGCUCCAUCGGCUCCAGCGGCCGGGCCUGGGCCUGGUCCCGGUCCCGGAGCCUCGGCCUCGACCGGAAGCGGUGCCGGGACCGGGAACGGAGCCGUCGGGAGCGGGGGAGCGGGGCCGGGCCCGGCCAAGAGCGGGGAGGAGCGGCUGAAGGAGAUGGAGGCCGAGAUGGCGCUGUUCGAGCAGGAGGUGCUGGGAGCCCCCACCCCGGCUGCACCCCCCAGCACUGGGGACCCCCCCUCAGCCAUGGCCGUGCCCCCCGUGACCCCCAUCCUGCGCCCCAUCAUUGCCACCAACACCUACCAGCAGGUCCAACAGAGCCUCGAGGCCCGCGCUGCUGCCGCCGCCACUGGGCCCCCCAUUGGAGCCCCCCCAGUGCCAUUUGUGGGUCCAGCUGUGUCCCCCCAGAGGCCCCCAGUGCUGAGACCGGCGUUCGUGCCCCACGUGCUGCAGCGCUCGGGUGCCCCCCGGGCUCUCUCCCUGCGCCCCCCCCCCGGGGCCAUGGUGGGGGCUCCCCUGGGGGCCCCCCCCGCCCCCCCACUCCUCAUGGCCCCGCCCCUGCAGCGCCCCCCCCCCACCCCGAUGCCUCCAAUGGGGACCCCCCUGCGGGGCCCUGCUCCUGUGAGACAGCAGUACAACGAUGAGUAG
Messenger RNA from Neopsephotus bourkii (Bourke's parrot), 660 nucleotides. RefSeq names its product RNA-binding protein 42-like. The record is from RefSeq and is a predicted model, not a curated record. Bases 1 to 660 code for a protein of 219 amino acids. The transcript has 6 exons. NCBI's taxonomy places the organism in Eukaryota, Metazoa, Chordata, Aves, Psittaciformes, Psittacidae.